AUGGAUGAUAAGAAUCAAACAGUGGUGACCGAAUUUCUUUUUGUGGGCUUAACAGAUCACCUUCUACAGAAGAUUUUUCUCUUCUGGGUGUUUCUCUGUGUUUACCUUGUCACAUUGUGGGGGAACUUGGGGAUGAUCGCUCUGAUAUGGAUGGACUCCCGACUCCAGACCCCCAUGUACUUUUUUCUCAGCCACUUGUCCCUUGUGGAUGUCUGCUUGUCUUCUGUCGCUCCAAAGAUGCUGUAUGACACCUUUCUGGAAAGAAAAGUCAUCUCCUUCGUGGGUUGUGCUGUACAGAUGUGGUUUUUCGGUCAGUUUGUAGUGACGGGGUGCUUCCUCUUGACAUCCAUGGCGUAUGAUCGGUACCUAGCCAUCUGUAACCCUCUGUUGUACACAGCCAUCACGUCCCGGCGGGUCUGUGUGCAGCUGGUGGUGGGCCCGUAUGCCGUGGGCAUUCUAAGUGCCAUUACCCACGAGACCUUCACUUUUCGCUUACCCUUCUGUGGUCCGAAUGUGGUCGACCACUUUUUCUGUGACAUUCUCCCUCUUCUUUCCCUGGCGUGUGCUGAUACUUAUAACAAUAAGUUGGUUCUUUUCAUCAUGGCUGGACUAAUAGGAGUACUCAGUGCACUGGUCAUCCUGAUCUCCUAUACUCACAUCCUCAAAACCAUACUGAAUAUCCACUCCACCAAGGGGAGGAGAAAAGCUUUCUCUACUUGCUCUUCACACUUGUCUGCUGUGGCCAUCUUGUACGGUACCCUUUUCUUUAUUUACAUACAGCCCAAUUCAAGUUCAUCUCAGGACAUUAAUAAAGCAGUUUCUGCAUUCUAUACCACACUGAUUCCUAUGCUGAACCCUCUUAUUUACAGCCUGAGGAAUGCAGAUGUAAAAGAUGCUUUUAGGAAGAAUUUUCUGCUAAGAAGGUAGUUUGGAGGCGGCUUUUGCCAUUGUACAGGUGGUGCAGCUAAAGUGUGUAUUAAGUGUGUAUUAAGAAGAGA
Messenger RNA from Manis javanica (Malayan pangolin), 998 nucleotides. The record is from RefSeq and is a predicted model, not a curated record. Lineage: Eukaryota; Metazoa; Chordata; Mammalia; Pholidota; Manidae.